This is a messenger RNA of Anopheles stephensi (Asian malaria mosquito), 542 nucleotides long. RefSeq names its product signal recognition particle 9 kDa protein (gene Srp9). Bases 187 to 420 code for a protein of 77 amino acids. Gene Ontology annotation, molecular function: 7S RNA binding. The record is from RefSeq and is a predicted model, not a curated record. The transcript has a single exon. Gene Ontology annotation, biological process: negative regulation of translational elongation; SRP-dependent cotranslational protein targeting to membrane. Gene Ontology annotation, cellular component: signal recognition particle, endoplasmic reticulum targeting. Lineage: Eukaryota; Metazoa; Arthropoda; Insecta; Diptera; Culicidae.
UUUGACAGUACACGCCACAACAUACACAUACACUGGAAAUACGAAAUCUACGAACAAUUAGCCAGGAAAACAGAAACGCGAGAUAAAACGUGUCCUGCCGGAACCUGUGCCGUAGUAUCCGCAAUAUUCGUGAUCGCGUGCUGUAGCGCUAGGAAAUAGGGAAACACUCCACAUCCACACAGAACCAUGGUGUUCGUAAAGUCUUGGGAAGAUUUCGAGAUUGCGGCCGAGAAUAUGUACAUGGCCAAUCCGUGCCAGUGUCGGUUUACGAUGAAGUACACGCACAACCGGGGAGCUGUGUUGCUAAAGCUGACCGAUAAUGCCAAAUGCGUACAGUACAAAACAGAGGUCCUGUCGGAGCUGAGACGAAUCGAAAAGUUCUCCGGCAAUCUGAUACAGAUGAUGGCAUCCAAGGAAUAGGCACGUCGAGAACCGGGUGGACGGAACAAAACAACGGCACGACGACGCGGACAAGUGAGUGAAGUACGAUGAUGCGAAGCGAGGGAUUUACAAUAAAAAAUGAACUGUAUUGUUAAGUGAAA